AUGCCUCGAGCGGUAUCAGCAAAGCUAUCAAGACAGCACGAGCCUUCCGCCGGUCUCAGAUCAGGCUCGGCGCGCUCAGCUGCAUCCAGCUCCAGCUCUGUUCACGCAUCCAACCAGAACUCGAGUGCCACCACCAAGAACCCCAUCUUCAACACGGACAAGUUCGGCCAGCAUAUCCUCAAGAAUCCUCUCGUGGCGCAGGGUAUUGUCGACAAGGCCAACCUCAAACCAACGGACAUGGUUCUCGAAGUCGGUCCAGGUACAGGUAAUCUGACCGUUCGCAUCCUCGAAAAGGCCAAAAAGACCACCGUAGUGGAAAUGGAUCCACGCAUGGCUGCCGAAUUGAGCAAGCGUGUUCAAGGAAAGCCUGAACAACGCAAGCUUGACAUCAUGCUUGGCGAUUUCUGCAAGACCGAUUUACCUUACUUUGACGUCUGCAUCUCCAACACGCCUUACCAGAUCUCAUCACCUCUGGUCUUUAAACUGCUCUCACACCGACCGCUCUUCCGAUGUGCGAUCCUCAUGUUCCAGCGAGAAUUCGCUCUGCGACUCAUCGCACGACCCGGUGACAAUCUAUGGUGUCGUCUUUCCGCCAACGUCCAACUUUACUCGAAAGUAGAUCACAUCAUGAAGGUCUCUCGCAACUCGUUCCGACCACCACCGCAGGUCGAAUCAAGCGUAGUGCGCAUCACGCCACUCAACCCGCCGCCCGCGAUCCCGUUUGAAGAAUUUGACGGCCUAACGCGAAUCGUGUUUUCUAGACGCAACAAGACAGUGAGAGCGAGCUUCUUUGACGCUCGUGGUGUCAUUGAUAUGCUCGAGUCCAACUACAAGACGUAUUGCGCCGUCAAGGAGAUCAUGCCCGAACAAGGCAGUUUUGCCGACAUGGUCAAGCAAGUGCUCGUGGAGACGGGAUCUGCAGAGAACAGAGCCGCAAAGAUGGAUAUUGAUGAUCUGCUCACCUUGCUCGCUGCUUUUCAUGAGAAGGGCAUUCACUUUUCUUGA
Mycosarcoma maydis (corn smut) is the source of this 1005-nucleotide messenger RNA. RefSeq names its product putative rRNA (adenine-N6,N6-)-dimethyltransferase. The coding region runs from base 1 to 1005 and encodes 334 amino acids. Gene Ontology annotation, molecular function: rRNA (adenine-N6,N6-)-dimethyltransferase activity. The transcript has 2 exons. Lineage: Eukaryota; Fungi; Basidiomycota; Ustilaginomycetes; Ustilaginales. Gene Ontology annotation, cellular component: mitochondrial matrix. The record is from RefSeq and is a predicted model, not a curated record. Gene Ontology annotation, biological process: rRNA methylation.